This is a messenger RNA of Vigna umbellata (rice bean), 818 nucleotides long. The record is from RefSeq and is a predicted model, not a curated record. Lineage: Eukaryota; Viridiplantae; Streptophyta; Magnoliopsida; Fabales; Fabaceae.
GAAAGAGGCGCGGAGAACUUCAAAAACCCUAACGAGUUGCAUAAAGCACUAUAUAUACAUUUCUUAAACCCUCACAUCCAUUUCUCUCAAUUCAAUUUCUCUUCCUCCUUUUUCCCCUUAGCUUUUCUCUUCGGUACCUGCAAAUGGACUCACCAAUGGAGUUUUGGGGUGUUGAGGUUAAGGUUGGGCAAAAUGUGAAGGUUGAUCCCAUGGAUCCAGUGAGUGCGUAUAUACACAUUUCUCAGGUUGCCCUUGGAGAGGCGAAAAAGGAAAAGGCAAAUGAACCUGUGGUUGUGUACUUGAAAGUUGGUGAUCAGAAGAUUGUUUUGGGAACCCUUAAAAAGGAUGAUAUCCCUCACCUUUCGUUGGAUUUGGUUCUCGACUCUGAUUCUGAGCUUUCGCACUCUUCGAAAAGUGCCAGUGUAUUUUUUUGUGGAUACAAAGUUCUGACGGACGACGGUAACAUUUCUGACUUUUCUGAUAGUGAAGAGGAGGAGGAGGCUCUUCCCUUGAAAGGUCAAGAUAAUGGUAAAUUCUUCCUCUCCUGUAACAAAAAGCUGAAGGAGGGGCAAGGUUACGCAAUCCCCUCUAAACCUGCUUCCGUGAAAGGUGCAUCUGUAAAACAAAUAAAGACUGUUGAUCCAAAGAAAGAGGAUGAUUCUGAUUCUGACGAAUCUGACGAUGAGCUUACUGGUAAUGAUGAAUCUGAUUCUGACGAGAUGGAUGAUGGUAGCGAUAGUGAUGAGGGUGAAAGUGAGGAAGAGACCCCUGCGAAGAAGGUAAGAUAUUUAUUUCUGCUGUAACAUGUAUAUAUUUUU